CUAUCCCAUUUGACGUGGCCAAAGGAAAGGUACACUAAUUACUAAAUGCAACUACUUCAGUGGUUUAUAAUUUGUGAACAUCUCAGUAGUAAUCGUUUUCUAAAUAACUUGGUGGGUGUGCUUGGAUUUAACGGUCUUCAUGGCCAGACUUUUCCAGAGAGGGCGUUCCUAUUUCUCGCUCAUGAUUUGAUUGACAUGUGCUUUCUGGGUAUGCUCUGUAAACCUUCGUGGAAGCAAAAGUUGCUCCGGGUAUGAGCUUUUUUAUCAAAAGGACCUUGAUUUGAGACAGUUCGCUGCGUAUUUUUGAGUAAUCAAAGUAUUAACAUAUCAAAAUUAUUACGGAUUAUUAUGAAGAUGGUUUCAUAGUUGAACAAAGUAGCGUGCGACAGGUGCAGCUACGACAUGUCGAAUAGAGAAAAGAGAGGAUGAUGCAAAUUGAUUCGCCUUCUUCGAUCAGCUAAAUUAUGUUUUCAUGAAAUUCCAUCGGAUCGACAGCAUAGGUGGCUGUUUACUUUACAACGGGACAAGUGACAGUUUUCCACCGGGAUCGGAUUGUCCGCGGAAGGGGGAUUUGAAUCUGCAGGGAAUUGCUGUUCUGGCACUUUAUGGAGAGAGAAAUAUCGUUUCGGCUGGUGACGACGGGGUUCUUACACUGUUGGACGAAAGAAUAACUUGGGUUGCAAUUUUUAAUCGGGCACACUGGACUCGAGUACUAAUUCUCAAGGCGAAAUCCUUCUCCGAUAUACAAUAUGGAGACGGAAGGGAAGAACAAAGCCAACGGUUCACGUUUGCCCCAAGUUUUCCUCAACUCCCCCAGCGGCAGUAGUGCUCGAGAAAGGAUAAACAGUGUAGACCCGUAUGGCUUUGAGCGCUCGAAGGACUUUGACUAUGAGUCGUAUGAGGAGCUGAUGUCCGAGUACCUGGCAGUGCUCACCAGGCGCUCGAUCAAAUGGUCGAAACUACUGAAGGGAAGGCGUAAGGUGGAGAAAAACCUCAAAAUGAAGCGGUACGUGAGGAAGGGGGUUCCCAACGAGCACAGGGGUCAGGUCUGGAUGGCCGCCUGCGGCGCGCAGGAACGCCUGGACAAGAACCCAGGUUACUACCACUCCCUCCUGGACGGCCAGCACGAUCCCAAACUGCUGGAGACCAUCCGCACAGAUUUGAACCGAACGUUUCCUGACAACGUCCAGUUCCGUAAGUCGUCCGAGCCGUGUCUCCAGAAAGCCCUUUACGACGUGCUGCUGGCCUACGGUCACCACAACCCAGCCAUAGGCUACUGUCAGGGCAUGAACUUCAUCGCAGGCUAUCUCAUCAUCAUUACCAAAGAUGAGGAAAAGUCCUUCUGGCUGAUGGAUGCCCUACUGGGCAGGAUAUUACCAGACUACUACACACCAGCCAUGCUGGGCUUGAAGACUGACCAGGAGGUCCUAGGGGAGCUGGUGAGGACCAAGGCCCCAGGUGUGUGGCAGGCCAUGGGGGAGCACAACGUCAUGUGGACUCUGGUGGUCUCCCGCUGGUUCAUCUGCCUCUAUAUCGACGUCCUGCCUGUGGAGACGGUUCUGCGGAUCUGGGACUGCCUGUUCUACGAGGGUUCUAAGAUUCUGUUCCGCGUGGCGCUGACGCUGAUCCGUCGCAGCCAGGCAGGGAUCCAGCUGGCCCAGUCUCUACCAGACGUGUGUGACGCCUUCAAACAGACCACCCGGGGGCCCUUUGUAGAAGACUGCCACGCCUUCAUGCAGAAAAUCUUCACUGAACCUGGAGGCCUCUCCAUGGCAACCAUAACCAAGCUGCGGGAGAAGUGUCGUGCUCGCAUCAUAGCAGAGGGAUCUUGACCCCGCCCACCCCAUCAAACUUGACGCAUUCCAGGGCCACGUCCCAAUACGACUGUGUGGUCUCCUUUCCUCCUCUCCUAGGCCUCAUGUUCAUUGGCGGAAGACUGGGGCAUUCCACUAGCAUUCACCUGUCUAGUCCUUACAGAUCAGUGGCCUUGAGGCAAAUGAGACAAGGAACUAGACAAGGACAUUUCAGAAUAUUGGGACAUAUUCCCAUACUGAUAUGCACUUCUUAGACUGUACUAUGACUGAAUGUAAAAUGCUGAUUGUUCUUAGAUGCUGCAAUUAGACCAACAGUUGCGAUAAACUGUCUGUAGUUUAAUGUCUAUGCAUAGUUGAAACCACAGUGUUCUGUGGUCCUUGAUCUAUUUAUGACAAGAAUGUUGCUUCAGUUGCAAGCUGAAGAUCCAUUUUGAGAUUAAUGUUACACACUGAAGUUAGUCUUAAGUGGUUUAACUUUGUUUUUGUAAGAUCUAAUUCUGUGACUUUGCACUUUGAAGCUGGAUGCUUGGCUCUGGUGAAGCAGAGGGGAGUGUUCCGGGUCACCUACAUAGCAGCCAUAGAGGUGCUACGUCAAUGAUCUGUCCGGUGACCAGACCGUGGGGGAGGGGUCCAUAUUUAUGAAACUAUGUUAAGGUGAAGUCCCAUAUCUCACAUGACCACAAUGUAACUUUAAGUUAAAAUAAACCAUUAAAAAUUUGGAUUUGAACCCAGGCUGUUGUGGUACUGCUGCUGAUGUCUGAACAUGCACAUUAACCCAGUAAGUUAUAGGGGAGCCCUGCUUUUUGGUUUUCUGACACCCCAACUCUGAACUAUGUAGUUGUAACAACCUGCAAUGUCAAUUUUUAUGUUGAGUGGAGAUUGUUAUGAUCCCUGAUAGUUCAGUGUUUAAGGAUGUGGGCUACUGUGUGAGGGGUUUUGUAUUCAAAUCUGGCUGAAGGAUCUUCUUACAGAUCAUUUUUUGCUCUUGGACUUAUAAAUAAAACUGAUAAGUAAAAUGGAGUGCGCUGCGGUUAAAGGGAUCUGGGCCCACGGAUGUGUUUGGCACUACGUUCUAUGCUUGUUUUGAACCCAGGAUGUUGUAGUGUUGGCCCUUGUU
Osmerus eperlanus (European smelt) is the source of this 2931-nucleotide messenger RNA. It is a transcript of the gene grtp1a, whose product is annotated as growth hormone regulated TBC protein 1a. The transcript has 8 exons. The coding region runs from base 750 to 1832 and encodes 360 amino acids. The record is from RefSeq and is a predicted model, not a curated record. NCBI's taxonomy places the organism in Eukaryota, Metazoa, Chordata, Actinopteri, Osmeriformes, Osmeridae.